Messenger RNA from Symbiodinium sp. CCMP2592, 567 nucleotides. Lineage: Eukaryota; Dinophyceae; Suessiales; Symbiodiniaceae. The record is from the annotation of a GenBank genome assembly.
AUGGAUGCCGGCGAGUCAGUUCGCCAGAGCCUUCUCAAGGAGUUCGAGGAUAGCAUCAAGGACAUUUGGGCGCCUCCCGCUGGCCAGAAGCUUGGUGGUUCUGAGGAGCCGUUUUUCCAGCGACAACAACGAGGCCGACACUGCGGGAUGCACGCUCUCAACAAUAUUCUUGGAGGUAAUUUUGUCACACCAACUGACAUGAUGGAAGCUGCCAAAGCCUAUUUGUCAGAGCAGGGACAUGGUACAGGCGACGAGCUGGAGGAUCUGGUUGAGAAGGAUGGAAACUACUCGAUUGAAGCCCUGGCCUCUGUACUGCGUGAUAAAGGCUACAGCUUGGAUUUGUCCGAGCCGGCUGCCACAAGCCUGGAAAGAGCAAAAGGCUUCCUGCAGCACCGUCCCGAGAGCACCACUGGAUCGCACCACUGGAUCGCAUACCGAUACUGUGCCGGAGCGAUAUGGCGUUUAGACUCUCUGAUGGAGCGUCCUGAACAGAUCACGCCUGAAGAGCUGGCGAAGGAGCUGUCUGAGAAUCGCACCUUUGCGAUCCAGAGGCCUGCCCAUGGGUGA